This is a messenger RNA of Triticum dicoccoides, 444 nucleotides long. RefSeq lists its product as uncharacterized. Bases 1 to 444 code for a protein of 147 amino acids. Lineage: Eukaryota; Viridiplantae; Streptophyta; Magnoliopsida; Poales; Poaceae. The record is from RefSeq and is a predicted model, not a curated record. The transcript has 6 exons.
AUGGAUGAGGACGACCACCACGGCAUGCACGUGGUCAAGUUCACUGUCGCCUACUCCAGUGCGGUGCUGGACCAAGGACCUCCGCCUCAACAGAUCCUAGCUUGGUUUGUUGAUACAUGCAGAUUUGUGGUCUCUGACUUUGCAACAGAUGUUAUUGUGCAUAUCGGUGAAGUCAGAUUCUACUUGCACAAGCACGUAGUUCUUCAGACACAAAAUGUUCAACUGUCGGGGUCUCUUUGUCAUGCCAUCAAGAGUAUGGGAAGUCCGAUCAUUUGCUGCUCAAAAUCCGAUAAAUCAAAGGAGGAAUGCGCGAGAAGCAAUACUAUCAUCAAUGGCAAGCUCAACAAGAUGAACCAUACAAGCGAGGAACCUCCCAGGCGCAGCAACUCCUCCGUCCAAGUUGAGCGCUGGGGAAAGUGUGUUAAAGAUGAUUCUGUGACCUGA